AUGGUGUGUAGUCAUCCCCACGACUUCUAUCUCAUUGGCCGCGUUGGACUCUCGAAUAUAAACUAUAAAAGUGCUGGAUUGCCGGGAAGCCCUAAAUAUCCAUGGCCGACCCUCUACAGUACGUUCAAUUACGACCAAAUUACUUGGAUAAUGGUACCAACUACAACACUGGCUCUCCUUUUGUCAUAUUUAAGUGGUGAGGUAUUUUGUACUAGUCAUUCAUAUAAUGGCCUAGGGCUGACUCCUCAAAUGGGGUGGAACAACUGGAAUUCAUUUGCUUGUGACGUGAACGAGGAUUUGCUCCUAGGAGCUGCUGAAAAAUUAGCCGCUCUUGGUCUCCAGGAUCUUGGUUACAAAUACGUUAUUCUUGAUGACUGCUGGUCCGCAGGCAGAAGUGAAAAUGGUAGCUUACUCCCCGACUCAGGCAAAUUCCCCCAUGGAAUGAAAUACGUUGCUGAUUAUUUGCACGAGAGAGACAUGCUUUUUGGUAUGUACUCUUCAGCGGGCGAGUACACUUGUGCUGGUUACGCGGGAUCGCUUGGCUAUGAACAAGCCGAUGCCGAUAGCUUUGCUAGCUGGGAUGUUGACUAUUUGAAAUAUGACAACUGUUUUAACCGUGGUCAGUUUGGGACCCCGCUAAUAUCAUAUAACCGUUACAAGACUAUGUCGGACGCAUUAAACAAGACAGGCAGACCAAUUUUCUAUUCCCUCUGUAACUGGGGACAAGACCUAACUUUCUACUGGGGCUCCGGAAUUAGUAACUCCUGGAGAGUGAGCGGCGACAUAUAUCCAUUUUUCGAUCGCCCCGACAGUAGAUGUCCUUGCGACGAUGACGAGUACGAUUGCAAGUAUGCUGGGUUUCAUUGCUCGAUAAUGAAUAUCUUGGGUAAGGCUGCUCCAAUGGGACAAAACGCUGGCGUUGGUGGAUGGAAUGACCUAGAUAUGCUGGAGGUUGGUGUUGGGAACCUUACUGACGAUGAGGAAAUGGCUCACUUUUCUAUGUGGGCGAUAGUCAAAUCGCCAUUGAUCAUUGGAGCCAAUUUAGACGAUUUAACGCCAACUUCAUAUUCUAUUCUCAAUAAUCCAGCUGUGAUUGCCGUCAACCAAGACCCCGCUGGCUCGCCUGCUGUACGUGUGUGGAGAGAAAAGGUUUCCGAUACUGAUAAGUACGGUCGCGGAGAAAUACAAUUGUGGAGUGGACCGCUGGAAAAUGGAGAUCAGGUGGUGGCAAUGCUGAAUGGAGGCGCAAAACCCAGGCCCAUGAAUGCGACUUUGCUGGAUGUCUUUCCCGAGAGUGAAGAGGGAACAGCCGAACAUGACGGCGAAUGGGCCGUCUAUGAUCUUUGGGCCAAUAGACUUGAGAAUUUCACGGCUGAGAGUAUUCUCUACGGAGGGAGUCAAGAUGCCUCGAAAUAUUACAAUGCAACUCAGCUGCCUUACAAAGAGGGGAUUGCGAAGAAUGACACUAGGUUGUUUGGAAAGUAUUUUUCUAACCUUUCUCCGGGGAACCCUAUAACCGCAACUGUGCCCGCGCAUGGCAUCGCUCUGUUUAGGUUGAGAAAGCAGUAA
Lachancea dasiensis is the source of this 1569-nucleotide messenger RNA. The record is from the annotation of a GenBank genome assembly. Lineage: Eukaryota; Fungi; Ascomycota; Saccharomycetes; Saccharomycetales; Saccharomycetaceae.